This is a messenger RNA of Pocillopora damicornis (cauliflower coral), 2622 nucleotides long. RefSeq lists its product as uncharacterized. Gene Ontology annotation, molecular function: calcium ion binding; protein binding. The record is from RefSeq and is a predicted model, not a curated record. NCBI's taxonomy places the organism in Eukaryota, Metazoa, Cnidaria, Anthozoa, Scleractinia, Pocilloporidae.
AUGACGUUUAGCGAUGGUCAUUUAGAUUUACUCGUGAGCCAAGUAAUCUAUUCGUAUUUGCCUGCUGUCUCAUUUUCAGAUAUCGACGAAUGUCACACUUUAUUACCAAGACCUUGCAGUUGUGGGGUUCCUGGAGAGCCUUGUGGUGCAAACUGUGUCAACCUCGUUCCUGGUUACAAGUGCACCUGCGCACCAGGAUUUCAGCUCCGAAGUGGUGGAACCAUCUGUGAUGAUGUCAACGAAUGUUUAGCAGCCAAUGGAGGAUGCCCUCAAACAUGCCAUAAUCAACCCGGAAAGUUUUCAUGCGGCUGCUUUAAUGGCUUCAAACUUAUUAGAGGGAACAACGGUACUUACUGCGAAGAUAUUGACGAAUGCCUGUCAAAUAAUGGUUUCUGUACCCACCAGUGCGUUAACACUGUGGGAUCUUAUCGCUGUGAAUGCCCCGCUGGGUUCCUCUUGGAUUCAAAUGGAAGAUCUUGCUCGGAUCAUGAUGAAUGUUUGCUGGGACAUCAUGGCUGCCAGCAAAAGUGUAACAAUUACCAUGGAGGCUUCUACUGCUCUUGCAACUUGGGAUAUGAACUCAACAAAGACAACAAAACUUGUUCAGAUGUAGACGAAUGCACCCCUGUGUUCGUAAAGAGCCUUAACAAAACGGUCAUCUCAGCAAGAUGUGAUCAAAUCUGUCACAACACACAAGGGAACUACACCUGCAGCUGCGACCUGGGAUAUCAGCUUCUGUACGAUGGAAAGCGGUGCCGGGAUGUGAAUGAAUGUAAUACAGGAGUCCACCUUUGUGAACACAAGUGCCACAAUACACAUGGGUCAUAUGGCUGCUCAUGUUUUCAUGGCUACAGACAAAGGGCCGACAUGCGAACCUGUGAAGGACUUCCAUGUGAGGACAUCUUUGCCCCACCUCAUGGUCACAUGACCUGCAGCGGAUUUGUCACAAAUGAGACCUGUUGGUUCACGUGCGAGGAUGGAUAUGAAAUACAAGGUUCUGGAAAGAAAACUUGCCUCAGUUCUUCAAAGUGGGACGGACAGCAAACGUCUUGCAAAGUGAGAAGUUGUGGUCGACUAUAUCCACCAGAGAAAGGCAUAGUUUUACUUCCAUGUCACACGACGUUUGGUUCCACGUGCACACUUGACUGUACAGAAGGAUACGUUGCAUCUGGCCGCAACGUUGCAACGUGCCGGCUGACUAACUCCAGCGACGUAGCAUGGAACAUAGGAAACUUUACGUGUGAAGAGAUAAUCCUUUGCAAACCCAAUCCCUGUCGGCACGGAGGAAGAUGCAUCGUCAUCGAUUCACAAAAGUUUUCAUGUGAUUGUCAGAAUACUGGAUAUGAAGGGGAUCUCUGUGAAGGAGGUGUUGUUACACCUCCUGAUUUCCCAAAACUGAUUCCCGGAAGGCUUUCGGAAGAUCUUUCAUUACUUGCGAAACCUAACAACGUAUUGACUGUUCUCUUCGAUGCAACCCUGAAAAUGACCUUCCAUCCGAAGAGGGUGAUGAUUCAGUAUCCAUCAGAUCAAGCGGAGUUUAAAGUUAUUGGACACGAGUCUGGAGUUGGUAUGGUGUCAUAUGACCUCAGUGGGAUAGACAAGCAUACUUUUGUGUCUCCCACGAAUAGCCCAAUCUUUGUUGGUCAUAACAUAUCAAAUGCAAACAGCAUUUACACCAGACUGGGGCUUUUAAAUGGCGAGGUACCAAUCGGAUGCCGAACGAAGAACCUAGAGAACUUCCCAUGCGGGCUGAAAGUAGCCUAUAGCCCCUCCUCGACCCUACCAAAUGAUGUUCUCGUCCAGUCAGGGCCUGUUCACAUCAUUACAUCCGACAACAAAACAAUUCCUUUGAGUCUUGUGGGAUACAAUUUCUCUUUUCCUCAUCAAUCAGGUCAAGAAUCAGAGUUGCUGAAAAUACUUAUCGCCCAGACAAGCUCUACCAAUACGAGCUCAGCAGGCCAAACAUCGAACGAAAUGUGCUCCUUUCAGCCAACCACAGAAGCCUUGAUUGAAUUAAUUCAGGAAGACGCUUUUCCAAAGUCUUUCAUGCGAUACUUGACAGACAGGCUACCAUUAUGGAUACGACUUAUGGUUAAAGACGACAACAAUUUAUUUGCCGCAGAAAACACUCGAGCCGACCUCAUUCAGAUCACAAGCACGCAAAGUGACUACCUGAAUUGCAAGUUUCCUCCUCUUGGUAUCCCCAAUGCAAUGGUCACAUAUCGUCCGAAAGUCACUUUCACUAUCUCCGCUGGGAGGAAACAAAUUUCCCUGCCCAGCAAAGGCUGUUGUUUUGCAACCGACCCUUGCGGUAGUGCAGUGUUCCUGACAUUAUCCGAAAAGGCUGGUAAAGAAAUUAGCAAAAUGCCCGUUUUGAAGGACCUGACUUAUAAUGGCUGGGGUGUCUUGUUAUCAUCUUUUGGUUUCACCGCUCCAAAAAAGUACCAAAACUUAACGAACUCCUUGCCUUCUGAUCCAAUGGCUGAACACUUUUCAGAUUUUCAUUAUAAUAUGUGGUGGAAAGGAACUACUAACAUUUCCCUAAAAAACACAAGUGACUUUACAAUCAACAUGAAAAUGAGUGGCCAAGUGUUCUCAUUUGUAGAAGAUUUGAACGGCGUG